Apiotrichum porosum is the source of this 633-nucleotide messenger RNA. RefSeq lists its product as uncharacterized. The record is from RefSeq and is a predicted model, not a curated record. NCBI's taxonomy places the organism in Eukaryota, Fungi, Basidiomycota, Tremellomycetes, Trichosporonales, Trichosporonaceae. The coding region runs from base 1 to 633 and encodes 210 amino acids. The transcript is spliced from 3 exons.
AUGGCUUCCAAGCGCCAAAGCGUAGGGGAGCGAGCAGUGGCACUCGUGCUCGGCAAGCUCAAGGCAGCCGAACGCGUCCUGGGCCGACUACACCUUAUCCCGCCGCCGCUCCAGGGCCUGAUAACCAGCAUUACUUCCGAGUCGCCGUUCAGCACCCAUUCACGACCCGCAUUGCAGCAGACAACAGUGCAGGUGGUCUCGACACCCCAGCCUGUCCGAGAUCGCCAGUUCAGCCCCAGCAUCAGCCUCGAUUGCGCCUCCGAUCCCGAAUCGAGCUCGCCACAUACUCUGCGACACGAACGGCGCCGUCAUCCUGAUCCCACCGAGGUCUCGCACGAGCGACCGUCGUCCAUGCCACAGCAGGCGUACUUGAUUGGUCGCCCAGACAGUCCCAUGCUCCAAGCCAAGGACAUCCAAACCUAUACUGACGACGAGGAUGACGGUUCCACCUCAUUCCAGCUGACAUUCAACGCCGACGCGCUCCGUGAACUCCUCGAAAAGUGGGAAGCGACGCCUGCCGUCGAUGACGAGUCUGCUCCACGCAUAGACACAGACUUGACCGUCCCGGCGACGAGCAGGGUACAUGAGAUGGGUCACGACGUGUUCUUCCACAAGUUAUAUCCGCGCUGGUAG